Molecule: messenger RNA, 204 nt
Organism: Paracoccidioides lutzii Pb01
Exons: 1
Coding region: 1-204 (67 amino acids)
Source: RefSeq, a predicted model, not a curated record
AUGAUGACUGCUGUGGAUCUGCUUGCGUUCUGCCAACAGAUGAUGAUGACCAUGCACCAGGAUUCUCCCAUCAACAACAGUGGUGCCCCUGUAAAUGACUUGAAGCAGAAGGUCCGUGAAUACCAGAAGGAGGUUAAGGCGUCAUCAGAGAUGAAAAACUGUGACUACAUUCGAUGGAUCCAACUAUCAGGCGUGGAAGGUUGA